Messenger RNA from Colletotrichum karsti, 1767 nucleotides. RefSeq names its product major facilitator superfamily transporter. Gene Ontology annotation, molecular function: transmembrane transporter activity. Gene Ontology annotation, biological process: transmembrane transport. The record is from RefSeq and is a predicted model, not a curated record. The transcript is spliced from 4 exons. NCBI's taxonomy places the organism in Eukaryota, Fungi, Ascomycota, Sordariomycetes, Glomerellales, Glomerellaceae. Bases 1 to 1767 code for a protein of 588 amino acids.
AUGGAGUACAGAGAGCGCAACAAUCACGACAGCGUCGUUUCGACGUCGACCUACGCCUCCACGGCGUAUGAUCCGGCGGCAUACACGGCGAUCAAGGAUCAAGAAUUGAAGGAACAUGAGCAACGGGGCAUCUCGGAUCCCAUGCUGAUCGACGAGUCUGCUACCAUUCAACCAUGGAAGGCCUCGAAGCACCAGAUGAUCAUCAUCGUCACCCUGUCUAUCAUGUCCUUUGUCAUUGCCUUGGACGCUAACGUUAUCGUCACGUCUCUGAGUGCCAUCAUUCAAGAUAUCGGAGGCUCAUCAACACAAGCCUUCUGGGUGGGAACUUCCUACCUAAUUUCCUGUGCAGUAGCCAUGCCAUUCCUGGCAUCUCUCAGCGAUAUCUUCGGCCGACCCAUCAUCCUCAUCGGGAGUCUGAUUUUUUUCACCGUCGGCACAAUUCUUUGCUGCGUCGCGGGCGAUAUCACGCUACUUCUGGUUGGACGUGUCAUCCAGGGUAUCGGUGCUGGUGGUAUGUACGUUCUUAGCUUGGUCGUCUUCACCGACAUCGUGCCUCUGCGCCAUCGACCCAAGCUGUACGGUAUCAUUCAAAUGGCCUGGGCAAUUGGCUCUCUCGUCGGCCCCAUUCUUGGCGGUGCCAUCGCCGAGCACACUACCUGGAGGUGGAUCUUCUACAUCAACUUCCCCAUCUGCGGCUACUCACUGCUCGCCGUCCCCGUCCUCUUGACCCUCAAGCCACCCACGGCCACCUUUGGCGAGAAGCUCAAGCGCGUUGACUGGCUUGGUGGUUUUCUCUUCAUUGGCUCUAUGGUUACCUUCCUCAUCGGAAUCUCAUGGGGAGGCAAUGACUUCCCAUGGAGGAGCGCCCAGACGCUUGUGCCCGUCUUCAUUGGCGCUGCAGGUCUGGCAGUCGCCUUGUUCUACGAGCACAGAUUUGCCAAGGUGCCAUUUUUGAAGAAGGUCCUCUUCGCGGAUGUCAGCGCUAUCACGGUCUACAUCCUCGGCGCCCUGCAAGGCUUCAUUCUUUACGGUCAACUCUACUACGUCCCUUUCUACUUCCUCUCGGUCUCGCAGUACAGCCCGACAAUGGCUGGUGUUGCAAUGCUGCCGGUCACCCUCCUGCUUCUGCCGGGCUCCAUCAUCUCCGGCAUUCUUGUCUCUCGCUUCAACGCUUACCGCUGGUCCAUCUGGAUCGGCUGGGCUCUGCUCGCCCUCGCCUCUGGUCUCCUCAUUUACUGGGACGUUGACACUCCCGUUGCCGUGCAUGUGAUCACCCUCGUUAUCGGCGGUAUUGGCCACGGCUUCAUCCUCAACGCACAGACAUUCGUUACGGGCGCUAUUGUCGACCCUCAAAACUCGGGCCAUGCCGCGAGCAUGUACCUGUUCCUCCGCAUGCUCGGCUGCGCUAUCGGCGUCAACGUGGGCUCGACCACGUUCCAGAACGUCAUGGCGCUUAAGCUCGAGCGCAAGGGUAUCGCCCAGGACAUUGCCCAGCGUGCUGAAGAGUACCUCCUCGUCAUCAAGACUCUGCCCGACGGCACGUUCAAGGAUGCGAUCCUGGAGUCGUACGCUUUCGGCUUCAAGGGUGUACAUGGCGUCUAUGUCUCCUUGGCCGUCAUCGCAUUCUUCCUGAGCUUCCUGAUUCGUCAUUACGACCUCAACAGGCUUCACGAGACUCAGCACACACUGGAAGAGAACCGUGUAUCAAGGAUGUUUGACAGUCGUCAGGCGCUACGCGGCGAGCAGAUCCCUAGCGAUGAGACUUAG